Molecule: messenger RNA, 539 nt
Organism: Pocillopora meandrina
Lineage: Eukaryota; Metazoa; Cnidaria; Anthozoa; Scleractinia; Pocilloporidae
Source: the annotation of a GenBank genome assembly
AUGUCGAAAUUAUCUCAAAUAAGCCGUAUUAGAUUCGUUUUCGAUGAACAACUGCUUGAAACCAUAAUAAACGCGCUUGUUUUCAGUAAACUAUAUUACUGUUCAUCAGUAUGGUCAUCAGCCUCAGUCUGUGAUAUUCGUAAAUUGCAUUACGUUCAAAACUUAGCCGCGCGAAAUAGAUCUGCAACGUAAAGAAGUAUGACUAUAUCUCUCCUGUAUUAAGAAACUUACGUUGGCUCCCUGUAAAAACACAACUGUAUCGCCGAGAUGCUGCUUUUACAUUUAAAUGCAUGACGGGUCAAGCUCCGGAAUACUUUACAUCUAUGUAUAUAACAAGAGGCAGCGCGUAUCUGGACGUAUAACCAGAAACUUUCAACGACUAAUCACUCCUCUUUUAAAACUGCAACAAGACAGAAAACGUUUAUUACAAAAGUGUAUCUAUCUGGAACAAGUUAGAUCCAAGCCUUAAAUUAUGUAAGAGUCCCGCUUCCUUUAGGAGAGCUCUAAAAAGUGACCUUUUGAAUGAAUUUUUAAACUGA